Molecule: messenger RNA, 1878 nt
Organism: Acanthocheilonema viteae
Lineage: Eukaryota; Metazoa; Nematoda; Chromadorea; Rhabditida; Onchocercidae
Source: the annotation of a GenBank genome assembly
AUGCAUGAACAACGACAAGUAAGAAGUGAUAAUUCCAGUGGUACAGAACCAUUAUCACCAUCUGAAUCUAAUCGGAUGCAGGAAGAUAUCUUACAAACUUUGUCAGCAUCAGAUCGUAGUGAUGGUGAACGUCUACGUCGACAUUUGCAAUUUUUUUUUAUGGAUCCAAUAAUGAAAUGGAAACUAAUACUUUUUGCCGAAUUACGUAUGUCGCAUGUUAAUUUUAUGGAUGAAACAAAUAUGGUAAUCCGACAUAAAUUUUUAAAAAAUUGGAAUAACGAGCGUGAUACACUUAUUUAUCCACCAUCAUCUGGUAGAUAUUCUGUUUUCACAGGCACUGAUAUUAUUGAUCAGUUUGCAUUUAUGAUUGUUGCUUAUUAUUCAAUCAAAGAAGAUUCAUUUGCUAGUUUUUCAUACGAUACGCUAAAAGAUCGCGGCACCUCUUCUCCGGUUCAAGUAGAUGAUUCAGAAUUUAUUAGUGAUAUUUCCAUUGACGAUAUACCACCAAUGCAAUUCUGCUUAAAGAAAAUUGCUAAUGUUACAGUUUUUAACAACACUUAUGAAUUCGAUAUUUCAGAAAUUAAUGAUUGUGUAUUAUUGGAAUUUAAUGAAAACGAAGUGAAAGAAAUCCGUCGAGAUGCAGGCUCAUUGAGAAAAUUUCUUGAAAAACGGCAAAUCACAUUUAAACCUGAGGAUGCUCUGAUUAUGUCAAAAGGUGUAUUAAGCUUCAACCUACGAACCAUUCAUUUUAGUGCAAUUGCGACUGAUGAACGACCGGAGUGCUUUUUAAUUCAGGUUUCAAUUACUUUCGACAAUACUCGACAUACUGGUCAAGUAUACAUUUCUUUGUCAACACUUAUCAGUUAUGUUACUCUCUGUAACGGUCGAGUUAUACAUGGAGAUGGUACACUCACAGCUAGCAUUAUCAUGUUUGUUAUUGAUAUUCUAGUUUUGUUUAUGUGUAUCGCCUCAUUAAUACUAUGUUGUCGUGCGCUUCUUCGAGCUCAUCUCCUAAAACUGGCUACAGUACAGUUUGUUAGAAAUGUAUUAGGACGAGAGUUGAUGCUAAGUGAUCAAUUGGAAUUCGUGAAUUUUUGGUAUGUGAUGAUUGUUGCAAAUGAUAUAUGCAUUAUCUGUGGCACUAUCUGCAAAAUCACAAUUGAAUUUAGGGAUUUUGAUAAUGAUCUGUUUACCACAUCUGGUAUAUUACUGGGCACCGGUGCCCUUCUGGUUUACGUCGGUCUACUGCGUUACUUUUGCUUUUUUUCAAAAUAUAACAUAUUGAUUUUGACGGUAAAGAAAUCGUUACCGAAUAUUCUUCGCUUUAUGUCGUGUGCAGCUGUUCUUUACGCCGGAUUUCUUAUCGCAGGAUGGGUUAUAAUCGGACCGUACAGUUUAAAGUUUCGUACGUUAGCAAAAUCAUCAGAAGCGUUAUUUUCUUUAUUAAAUGGUGAUGAUAUGUUCGCUACGUUCUUUACUAUCAACGACUCUAAUACAAUUAUUAAAAUAUUUGGCACAGUAUACAUUUAUAUAUUUGUGUCUUUAUUCAUUUACGUAGUUUUAUCACUAUUUAUUGCGAUUAUCAUGGAUGCUUAUGAAGUCAUCAGAGAUCGCUACAAAACUCAGGAAAUUGAAGAGAAGUCACUAUUACAACUUUUACGCGAAGGCGAAUUAUACAAUUUAAUGGAUGUUGAAGAAAGACGAUCUCAAUAUUCUUCAAGAAAUUUGCUCGAAUUAGACUGUUGUGAUUUGUUUCGAUUAGCUCACCGAUGCGGAGAUCGCUUUCGUUACAUGCGUCUAUAUAAUUCAACUGAAAAUUCAGAUACAUUUGCUGAUCAGCAUCUUGUAAAUAGAACUGCAUUUAAUAAUGGAUUGUAA